AUGAGAGCCUGGAUCCCCCCUAGAGAGGAAUAUUCGGUGCCGGCAGGAACUGCAGAUUUCGGACAGUUCCUUGGAGAAUUCUUCCUGGCAGAGGGCUUUCAUGACGUCAUCGUCCUGCUCGACUAUCAAUCCUACGGCGAAGGAGAGAGGCAGACUCUGUUGAAUAGCAUAAUGGAGAAGUCUAUCACGAUUCAGGCCUUCGAAUUGAGAGAUGAAGGAGGACGAAGAUCGUUUCUGUCGACGAUGGAGACCAUGAAACAGAAGAUGUUUGGUUCUCACGGGCUUCUCUUCGUGUCCAGGGACCAGCGACUCAGCACGUCACUUCUCGAAAUGCAUAUUACUGCUCUUAUCACUAAGAUCCGGGAGAAGGACCUGAUUCGGCGUGGAUAUCUGUACGUGUUCCCGGAUCUGUUGGAGACCGAGAUGGAAGGCUAUCGACUCGUCAUCGAGCCCAUGCGGAUCGUCUUCCUUCGCAGGGCCUUCCUCGCUUCUUCUCAGGGUGGCACGGAUGCAUCUUCUCCACGCUUGCUAGUGGACGUGUACUACAACCAGGCGUGUGCUCGGCCUUGUCCUCGUCCAGUGAAGGUCAACGAUUGGUCCUUGAAUGGGGGAUUCAGGUUUCUCCCGCCACUUCCCCGACCUGAAGACGUCUACAGGAAUCUUCAGGGCCGGACCUUUCGACUUCCCGUCAUCUAUUCACCUCCGUGGUAUCGCUACCAGUUGGCCGAUAACGGGUCCGUCGUGAACCCGGGCGGACGGGAUCACGCGGCAGUCGUCGUGCUCGCCCAAGCGCUCAACUUCACCUGGGUCCUUUUCCAAAACGAGACGACAAGAGGCUCCACAUUUGAAAACGGAACGUUUUCUGGCGUCCUUGGCCGUAUCAUGGGCAGGGAUUACGAGUGGUUUCUGGACGACACGACCCAGACGGAAGAGAGGAACAUGGCCGUGGAAUUUUCCUUCCCGACGCUGGACGACGCAGACGGAUUCAUCUUCAAGGCGCCACCGCCACAGGACCCGGGGUUCUUCCAAGUCUCGGGGAUUCCCGUGCCGGGGUGGACGUUGCUGCUCGCUGCGGGUCUCGCCAUCACCCUGGCUCAUGCUGGACUUCAAUGGGCAGCCGGGGAGAGAGGGGAUGUUGGGUGGAAGGCCUUCUUUGCUGCCUACGGGGGAUCACUUCAGCAAAACGAUGUCCCCGUGCCACGAGGGAACCCGGGCCGGGUCCUCAUGGUCUUUUUCUUCUCCUACGCCUUGGUCAUGGGGACUCUCAUCAACGCUAGCCUCGUCUCGCUUUACACCAACCCAGGCAAAGUGAGGACGAUGGAGACCCUGGAGGACUUGAACGAGGCGUUGGGGCCGGGGAAUGCGAGGGCUAUCGUUGUUCCCGGCAGUUCCACUUUUGGACUCCUCUCUAUCUCGAAGUCGAAUCCAUUUGGAGCUCUCGAUCCGGACACCUCGGCCUCACGGAAGCAAGAGGACCACGUCUUCCCCGGUGUCGUCUGCGAAGAAACUAUGAAGUAUCGUUUCCAAAAGUAUUGGGGUCUCAUGCCAAUUGAAACUCGCUGUGUUGGCGAUUUGUCGACAUCUUACUUCGGGAAGGGAAGCGGGGUGUACGCGAGCAUCUACUACAAGAUGCAGCGGCAGACCGGCGGAUACAGCGUGGACAGCAUCGAGAAAGGGAUCGAAGCAGUCUGCUCAGCUCCGGUUCGCCUCCCCACUGUCUUCAUCGAAGGGCGGAAGGCACUCGACUACUACCACGAUCGGGUCAACCGAGUCAACGGUAGCGGAGGGAGGGAAUUUCUGCACUUGAACGAGGAGAUCUUCUUCACUAAGUAUAAAGGGAUCGCAAUGCAAUGGGGUUCUGCUUAUCUGCCGGCCUUCAACCAAAUGAUCCUCAGACUGUGGCAAUCAGGGAUCAUUUUCAAGCUGACGCACGACGAAUUCACGAGAGUAGAAGAAGGAUUCGCGGGGAAGAAUGGUGAAGGGGAGGAAGGGAAACGGAAACCCUUGACCCUCAAGCAGAUGACAGGCUCAUUCGCUGUCUUCGGCGCCGGUCUCUCUGUUGCAGGCACGUUCCUCUAA
Messenger RNA from Darwinula stevensoni, 2079 nucleotides. Lineage: Eukaryota; Metazoa; Arthropoda; Ostracoda; Podocopida; Darwinulidae. The record is from the annotation of a GenBank genome assembly.